GCUGUCUCUACGCUUCAGUCCCUCCAGCCAUGGGCACGCUUGACGAGCGCGAGUACGACGACAAAGAGGCCGGUGCCGACUUGGAGAAGGUCGCCUCGAACACUUCGCAGGGAUCCACGGAGCAGGGCACGGAGGUUAAGACGUUCAAACGCUCCAGAUGGCUUCGCAUGCCGUUCGUCCCGGUAAACCCGCCGCCGCCGAAGGCUUCCAUAGACGACGCGGAAUUCCUCCCGGAGACGACCGCAGGCUGGUUUAACAUCGUCACCUUUGGAUGGAUCAUGCCCCUGCUCGCGCUGGGCUACGCACGGCCCCUCGAGGCUUCGGACCUGUACAAGCUCCAUGAAAACCGUUCUGCUGCCGUUAUUGCCGAGAAGAUUAACAAGUCGUUCGAGGCGCGCAGACAAAGAGCGGACGAGUACAAUGCUCGGCUCGCGAGCGGCGAGGUCUCGCCGGGGUGGCGCAGGGUCUGGUGGGCCCUCCGCAGGAACAGAGCGGAGCGCGAACGUCAAUGGCGAGAGAAGGACGGACGUAAGAAGCCGAGUCUCACACUGGCCAUCAACGACAGUGUCAAGUUCUGGUUCUGGUCUGGUGGAGUCAUGAAAGUCAGCGGUGAUAUCGCCAACAUCUUGACUCCCUUGGUCGUAAAGGCUCUCAUCAACUUUGCCACCGAGUCCUACACAGCAUUCAACCAAGGUAGCACCGGGGACAUACCUCCGAUUGGCAAGGGCAUCGGUCUCGCCUUCGUUCUUCUGGCGAUGCAGCUCUUCUCCUCCCUCGGUCAGCACCACUUUUUCUACCGCAGCACCUCCACUGGCGUGCUUGUGCGCGGCGGCCUGAUCACCGCCAUCUACGACCGCUCUCUCCGCCUCAGCUCGCGCGCGCGGACCACCCUGACGAACGGAAAGCUGGUCAACCACAUCUCGACCGACGUCUCGCGCAUCGACUUCUGCUGCGGCUUCUUCCACCUCGCGUGGAUCGCGCCGAUCCAGAUGGCCAUCUGUCUCGCGCAGCUCCUCGUCAACCUGGGGCCGUCCGCGCUCGCGGGGUUCGCCUUCUUCGUGCUCUGCACGCCCAUCCAGACACACGUCAUGCGCCGGCUCAUGGGCCUCCGCCAGAAGAGCAUGACGUGGACGGACAAGCGCGCGAAGCUGCUGCAGGAGCUCCUCGGGGGCAUGAAGAUCAUCAAGUUCUUUGCGUGGGAGAUCCCGUACCUGAAGCGCAUUGGCGAGUUCCGGAUGAAGGAGCUCAAGUACAUCCGGUCGCUGCUCAUGAUUCGCGCGGCGAACAACGCGGUCGCUAUCUCGCUGCCGGUGCUCGCGUCCGUCAUCUCCUUCGUGGUUUACUCGCUCUCUGGCCACACGCUGCAGCCUGCGAACGUUUUUGCUUCGCUUACGCUGUUCCAGCUCCUCAGGCUGCCACUGAUGUUCUUACCCUUGUCAUUCAGCGCCAUCGCCGACGCUAAAAACGCUCUCGGCCGUCUGUAUGGUGUCUUCGAGGCCGAGACGCUCACCGACACAAAAGUGCAGGACGCAGACAUGGAUGUCGCCGUCAUGGUCGAGCACGGCGAUUUUACCUGGGACGCCCCGCCUCCGGAACACGAGUCCAAGAAGAAGGGCAAGAAGGACAAGGCCGAGUCCAAGCCUGUCGAUACGAGUGCCCAGCCCGAGAAGGUAUUCUCGCUGAAGGACAUUAACAUGGAAAUUCCUCAGGGCCAGCUCACCGCGAUCGUUGGCCCCGUGGGCACGGGCAAGACGUCGCUGCUGGAGGCGCUCAUCGGCGAGAUGCGUCGCACCCACGGCGAAGUGCGCUUCAACGGCUCGGUCGCGUAUUGCCCGCAGAGCGCAUGGAUCCAGAACGCGACGAUCCGGGAGAACAUCACGUUUGGACGGCCAUUCGACGAGCGGAGGUACUGGAAGGCUGUGCGCGAUGCGUGUCUGGAGACGGACAUCGACAUGAUGCCCAACGGGGACCUGACUGAGGUCGGAGAGAGGGGCAUCUCCCUCUCCGGUGGCCAGAAGCAGCGCAUCAACAUCUGCCGCGCGAUCUACGUCGACGCGGACAUCCAGAUCUUCGACGACCCGCUCUCGGCGCUGGACGCGCACGUCGGCAAGUCCGUCUUCAACAACGUCUUCCUGAGCGCGAUCGCGGGCAAGACGCGCAUCCUCGUCACGCACGCGCUGCACUUUUUGCCGCAGGUUGACUACAUCUACACCGUCGUCGACGGGCGCGUCGCCGAGCGCGGCACGUACGCGGAGCUCCUCGCGCGCGACAACGGCGCGUUCGCGCGGUUCGUGCGCGAGUUUGGCGCCAAGGAGGAGCAGGAGGAAAAGGAGGAGGAGGACGCGGUCGAGGAGGUCCGCCCGGGAGACGAGAAGAAGGGAAAGAAGAAAGGCACGAGCGGCGCGCCGCUCAUGCAGGCUGAGGAACGCAACACCGGCGCCGUCAGCGGCUCUGUCUAUAAGCAGUAUCUGAAAGCGGGCAACGGCCAGAUCUUCAUCCCGCUGCUGAUACUGUCUCUCGUGUUCUUGCAAGGUGCCCAGGUCAUGUCGUCGUACUGGCUGGUGUACUGGCAGGAAGAGAAAUGGCCACAGCCUCAAGGGUUCUAUAUGGGCAUAUAUGCUGGCCUUGGCGUGUCCCAAGCAAUCGGCUUCUUCCUUAUGGGUCUUAUGUUCUCUUUCCUGACAUACUACGCCUCGCGUGGACUGCACAGAGCUUCAAUCGAGCGAGUCAUGCACGCACCCAUGUCCUUCUUUGAGACUACACCCCUCGGUCGCAUCAUGAACCGGUUCGCCAAGGACAUUGAUACAAUCGACAACAUGCUCGGCGACGCCCUCCGCAUGUUCUUCUCGACGCUGAGCAACAUCCUUGGCGCAGUCAUUCUCAUCGCGAUCGUCCUCCCGUGGUUCCUCAUUGCCGUGUGCAGCGUCUCGGUGCUCUACCUGUGGGCUGCAAUGUUCUACCGCGCGAGUGCGAGAGAGCUGAAGCGUCUUGAUGCGAUUCUCCGGUCGUCGCUAUAUAGUCACUUCUCUGAAUCGUUGUCUGGGUUGACCACGAUCCGUGCCUACGGCGAGCAGGAGCGGUUCCUUCAUGAGAAUCAGAAGCGAGUCGACAUUGAGAACCGCGCAUACUGGCUGACGGUCACCAACCAACGUUGGCUGGGUAUCCGUCUCGACUUCCUCGGGAUUCUCCUUACCUUCGUCGUCUCCGUCCUCACUGUGGGGACGCGCUUCCAUAUCUCUCCCUCUCAGACGGGUGUCACGCUGUCGUACAUCAUCAGCGUACAGCAGGCCUUCGGCUGGCUCGUCCGACAGAGCGCAGAGGUUGAGAACGACAUGAACAGCGUUGAGCGCAUCAUCCACUACGCGAACGAGCUUGAGCAAGAGCCCCCACACCUGCUCCCCGACGCGAAGCCGCCCGCACCAUGGCCGUCCAAGGGUGCCGUCGAGAUGAACCAGGUCGUGCUCAAGUACCGCCCCGAGCUGCCCGAAGUGCUGAGGGGACUGACGAUGUCAGUCCGACCUGGCGAGAAGAUCGGCAUCGUCGGGCGCACGGGCGCCGGGAAGAGCUCAAUCAUGACGGCGCUGUACCGGUUGGUCGAGCUCACCUCGGGCUCGAUCGUCAUCGACGGCGUCGACAUCUCAAAGGUCGGGCUCACAGACCUGCGCCGCGGACUUGCCAUCAUCCCGCAGGACCCUCUUCUCUUCUCUGGUACCCUCCGCAGCAACCUCGAUCCGUUCGGCAACCACGACGACGCCCAGCUCUGGGACGCGCUGAAGCGGGCCUACCUCGUCGAGGACAGGCGCCUGCCGUCGAUCGACCUGCCCGACGACGACGCGACGCUCGCUGGCCAGCGCACACCGGCCAGCCGGUUCACGCUCGACAGUCCCGUCGAGGACGAGGGCGGGAACCUCUCCGUCGGCCAGCGCUCCCUCGUCAGUCUGGCGCGGGCCUUGGUGCUGGGCUCGAAGAUCUUGAUAUUGGACGAGGCGACGGCGUCGGUGGAUUACGAGACGGACAAGAAGAUCCAGGACACGAUCGCCACGGAGUUCAGGGACCGGACGAUCCUGUGCAUUGCCCAUCGUCUCCGAACCAUCAUCGGUUACGACAGGAUUUGCGUCAUGAAUGCAGGCACCAUCGCCGAAUUCGACACGCCCGAAAACCUGUUCGGGAAGCCCGGUGGCAUCUUCCACGGCAUGUGCGAGCGGUCGUCCAUCACCUUGGAAGACAUCGUUUUCGCUGGCAAGGCCAACAGGCAUCUGUAAACGCGCGUCCGCGGCGACGCAACUCGUCACGAUUCGCCUCUUGCUCCGUUCUUUACGCUUCCAACGCCGUGACGACCGACAUGUUUCAUGGAUUGCUAACGAUGCCUGCACGUCACGCAUACAUACAACCGAUAGCACGCGAUAGAUGAGAUGUGUCCUCCUGGACUACAAUCUGGAAAACAAUCUAUAAUCUUGCAUUCUUGGGCAUGCCACGCAUGGCCUGGCGAACGCCGAGGUCGGCGAGGACGUCUUCGGCUGGAAUUAGCGCAAUGUUUUAGUAGUAGAACACCCGAGUCUGGCGGCGAAGAAGUGUGUGUCGUACCUCCUCCGAGCAGACUGUCAAACGGCACUGCGCGAUAAAACUGCGGAGCGGGCAGAGAGAUCAAUGUUCGCGCUGCGGGCCAGCUGGGUAUCAUACUAGACGACGCACGUGUUCGAUCAGUCGGCCCAUCCCACCCUGUGUCACCCCUCGGCCGCCGAACAUCUGGACUGCGUCAACCGCGGACUGUUGGGCGCACCGGGUGCUGUACAUCUUCAAGAACGCGAGGGGUCUGUGGGCGAAAGGUUAGACCUGGCAGGAAGAGCUGACGUCCGAGAGAAAAGGCCGUGGCGUACCCGGCUAGUUUGUUGGCUUGUUUGGCGUACGACUACGGAGAAGGCAGCUUUUAGUGAGGGAGAGAGAGAGAGAGGUCAUGAGAUGAAGCCGCGGGACAUGCUUACCAUGUUGCACAUCUGGUAAGUGAUGUUCUCGAGCCAAUGUUGGACGCUCUCGGUACGUGCGAUCAUCUGAGCCAUCUUGCUGCGGACGACCGCCAGAGAGGCUAGCGGCUUCCCAAAGGCUUUGCGCUGGUGUAUCCACCUUCAUCGCACACUAAAUCAGUAUCGGAGAGGGUCAAGCUUCCACAGAACUUACUUCAUGCAUGAUUCGAUCAGCAACCUCUGGCUCCGCGCAGUGGUGCAGCACAUCACCCAUCGCUCAUGGUUGAAGUUACUGAGCCGUCGUGAGCAAG
Messenger RNA from Phanerochaete carnosa HHB-10118-sp, 5272 nucleotides. RefSeq lists its product as uncharacterized. Gene Ontology annotation, molecular function: ABC-type transporter activity; ATP binding; ATP hydrolysis activity. The coding region runs from base 30 to 4262 and encodes 1410 amino acids. Lineage: Eukaryota; Fungi; Basidiomycota; Agaricomycetes; Polyporales; Phanerochaetaceae. Gene Ontology annotation, biological process: transmembrane transport. Gene Ontology annotation, cellular component: membrane. The record is from RefSeq and is a predicted model, not a curated record. The transcript has 12 exons.